CAGAGGCUGCGGAACAAAAAGACAGGUUAAAGUUAGCAAAUGAUAUCAAAUCUUUAACCAGAUUAGAUAAAAAGAAGUUCUACAGAAUUGUUACAGUAUCCGAUAUACCGCCGUUUGUUUACAAAUUAAAAAGUCAGAAUGAUACAUAUAGAGGCUACUGUAUUGACCUUUUGAACAAAAUUGCUCAAAAUAUGGAUUUUGAUUAUGCCAUCUAUGAAAGUCCCGAUAGUCUAUAUGGUUCUAUGGAUGAAAAUGGUCAUUGGAAUGGUGCUAUAAAGGAAUUGAUAGACAAAAAAGCUGAUAUAGCAAUUGGUCCUAUAUCUGUCAUGGCGGAAAGGGAAAAUGUUAUAGACUUCACAGUACCUUAUUAUGAUUUAGUUGGUUUAACAAUUUUAAUGAAGAAACCAGAAUUUGACUAUUCACUGGUCAAGUUUCUCAGUGUACUAGAUACAGAGGUCUGGUUUUGUAUCAUUGGUGCCUUCUUUCUGUUUAGUAUUCUGAUUUGUGUUUUUGAUAAACUCAGUCCAUUUAGCUACCAGAAUAAUACUAUUGAUUGGAAUGGGGAAGGUUCGGAACCAAGAGUCUUUACUCUUAAAGAAGGAAUUUGGUUCUGCAUGAUGUCUUUGACUCCGCAAGGGGGUGGAGAAACGCCACGCGCAUUGUCAGGACGACUGGUUGCUGCCACCUGGUGGUUGUUUGGGUUUAUUAUUAUAGCUACGUAUACAGCUAACCUUGCUGCCUUUCUGACAGUAUCUCGUCUUGAAACGCCAAUAGAGUCUUUGGAUGAUCUCUCUUCACAGUUUAAAGUAAAAUAUGCUCCAAUGAACGGCAGUAACGCACUCAUCUACUUCAAUCGUAUGGCAGACAUUGAAAAAAAGUUUUAUGGCAUUUGGAAGAAUAUGAGUUUAGAUGAUAGCCUUGGUGCUGUUGAGAGAGCUAAGCUCGCUGUGUGGGAUUAUCCUGUUAGUGAUAAAUAUACCAAACUAUGGGAGACCAUGCAGGAGUCGGUGUUUCCUGCUGAUAAAGAAGAGGCUCUCCAGAGAGUAUUAACUGGCGAAUUUGCUUACAUUGGUGACGCAACAAUAAAUAAAUAUGCUACAUUAACAAACUGUGAGGUAUGGGAAGUUGGUGAAGAGUUUUCAAGAAAGCCAUAUGCUUUAGCUGUACAAGAAGGGUCACCAUUACGCAGUCAAUUAUCAAAUGUAAUCUUGCAGUUGAUUAACCAAAGAGAACUAGAAGAGCUCAAAACAAAAUGGUGGCAAAUGGAUGAGCUCAGUUGUCCGGACAUAGAAGAUGAAAGUGACGGUAUCAGUAUCAGAAAUAUAGGUGGCGUGUUUUUGGUGAUUGUCAUUGGAUCAGCCUUGGCAUUGAUCACCCUUGUCAUUGAAUGUUACUGGUAA
Messenger RNA from Patella vulgata (common limpet), 1400 nucleotides. RefSeq names its product ionotropic receptor 25a-like. Gene Ontology annotation, molecular function: transmitter-gated monoatomic ion channel activity involved in regulation of postsynaptic membrane potential; glutamate-gated receptor activity. Gene Ontology annotation, cellular component: postsynaptic membrane; plasma membrane. The transcript is spliced from 7 exons. The record is from RefSeq and is a predicted model, not a curated record. Lineage: Eukaryota; Metazoa; Mollusca; Gastropoda; Patellidae. The coding region runs from base 192 to 1400 and encodes 402 amino acids. Gene Ontology annotation, biological process: modulation of chemical synaptic transmission; monoatomic ion transport; synaptic transmission, glutamatergic.